AUGUCGGCAUCGGAGGGUAGAUUGGCUGUGACAGAGCGAAACCAGCCUGCGAAACAUGUACUCUUGCGGGGGUGCCUUGCACUUUCACUCCAACAGCGCAGCAACGGAAAAGUGUUCGCGACCACCAAUUAUUUGCUUGAAUCCCACAGCUUCGAUGCUGCGCUAUCGAACUUCCGGUGGCAUCUCGGGUUCUGCGGUCCUCGCGCCGCUCCUUUUGCUCUAACACCAUCCUUCUCCUCCACCGUUUACGAACGGACGGGGUUCGUUCUCAAUAUUGAAGAUUUCUUAAAUCAGCUAGCGCAAUCGUUCAAACUGCAGCAUCCAACACAUUCAACGAGGACCAUUGUUCCGAAGUGGCCUCCACAGUCUCUAAUACAGCGUUCGAUAGAGUACUUUGCGAAAAACAGACUCUAUUCCAUUUUCCCUGCUGUCGACUUGGAAAAUACACCCAUUCAUCUCGACUCAAAAGCCCUUGGAAAUCCCGACAGCACAACCAGUCCUGCCAACUAUGCCUGUCUGGUUGCUUUAACGGCUCUGAUAACCCGAAUCCGCGGGAAUGACCUGGCUUUUGCUGACGCCGACCCUGAUGCGUAUGUGCAAGCAGUGCUGACUUUGUUACCCGAGUUGAUAAUAGACAAUGCCAACAUACGAAGCCUUGAAGCUCUCACCUUGCUAGUCCUGUACAUUGCCCCCCUUGGUCAACCGCGGCCGGCAGGUAUUCUGCUUGCCAUGGCUAUCCGAAUGCUGUAUAAUAUGGGAGCAAACCGAAACAGGGCACCCCCCGAUGAGACUUUAGAACAGAGCCAACACCGCCAACACGUGCGAGCUCUGUUUUGGGUAUGCUACUCCAUCGACAAAGAAAUGUCGCUUCGGGAAUGCAAGGCUCCUUUAAUAAACGAUGCCGACUGUGAUCUGCAUCUGCCUGCCGCUUAUGUCUCGACUUCCUCUAAUCGGUCAUUCUUUCCAGAGCCUUUAUCAACGAAAGAGCUUCUCCUCCCGUCGGACCUUCGUCUUGCCCUAAUAAAAUCCAAAAUACAGCAUUUGCUGUACUCUGGCCAUGCAAAGAUUCAUGGAGCGAGCAAUAAUGGAGGUAUACCAUCUCGUGAGAGCUGGUCCCUACUACCGUCUAGUAUGGAGAUUUGCCACCAGUCAGCACGGUCCACUUUACUCUAUCUCAGUCGAAUGCGCCAUUCGAUAAUGCCUGAAACCUUCUGGUUGCUUGACGAUUGUUUUUGA
Messenger RNA from Aspergillus pseudonomiae, 1236 nucleotides. RefSeq names its product fungal specific transcription factor domain-containing protein. The record is from RefSeq and is a predicted model, not a curated record. NCBI's taxonomy places the organism in Eukaryota, Fungi, Ascomycota, Eurotiomycetes, Eurotiales, Aspergillaceae. The coding region runs from base 1 to 1236 and encodes 411 amino acids. The transcript is spliced from 6 exons. Gene Ontology annotation, biological process: DNA-templated transcription. Gene Ontology annotation, molecular function: zinc ion binding; DNA binding.